Molecule: messenger RNA, 1614 nt
Organism: Protopterus annectens (West African lungfish)
Lineage: Eukaryota; Metazoa; Chordata; Ceratodontiformes; Protopteridae
Product: putative deoxyribonuclease tatdn3
Exons: 10
Coding region: 47-862 (271 amino acids)
Molecular function (GO): hydrolase activity, acting on ester bonds
Source: RefSeq, a predicted model, not a curated record
AGUUGUUUGAGAGUUAACUUAAAAUUGGUCCGAAGGCGAUAUAAUUAUGGCGAUUGGGUUUAUUGAUUGUCACUGUCAUAUUUCAGCAGAAGAAUUUAUUUCGGAUGUAGAUGAAGUGAUUGAAAGAGCCAAAAAGGCCGGUGUUAAAGCUCUUGUCGCAGUGACUGAAAAUGGAAAUGAGUUUGAAAGAGUUAUUGCACUUUCUAGCAGGUAUGCUGACUUCAUUGUGCCAUGCUUUGGGAUUCAUCCAGUUCAAGGUGUCCCAGGUCACAAGCAGUGCAGUGCAACCUUAAAGGAUUUGGAGCCUGUCCUUCCUUUAUUCAGCAAGUACAAAGAUGAGCUGGCUGCCAUUGGUGAGAUUGGGCUUGACUUUACUCCUUGGUAUGUAUCUUCCUCAGAACAGCGAGAGGAGCAGUUGGAUGUGUUCAGGAAACAACUGGAGAUUGCAAAGCAGCUUGACCUACCAGUGAAUGUACACUCACGCUCAGCAGGGCGACACACUAUAUCUUGUCUGAAGGAACAAGGUAUUCGGAAAGCUCUGUUGCAUAACUUUGCUGGGAGGCCUUCAGCAGCUUUGGAAGGAGUACAGGCAGGUUACUAUUUCUCCUUUCCACCAGCAGUUUCUCUGAGUGAGCAGAGGGUCAAACUCAUUAGGCAGAUACCUUUGGAACAUAUUUGCCUGGAAACUGACUCGCCAGCACUUGGACCAGACAAAAAGGGAAGGAAUGAGCCAAAGAACAUCAGUAUUUCUUGUGAAUAUAUUGCUAAAGUGAAAAAUGUUUCAGCAGAUAAAGUUAUGGAAGUGACAUUAGCAAAUGCCAUCAGCCUGUUUCCUAAAAUUCUGAAAGCGAUAAAACUGUAGAAUGGUUCUCUGUAUCCUUCAAAGCAGAGUGAAUGAAUCCAGACUUGUCUGAGCAGAAUGGACCAGCCUGUACACCACAAUGUUCUUGUUCUAAAUGCAGCCACAUCAGAGAUGAUGAGAACAAGACUUAUGUGAGAUUUCAUGUUAGUAAUCAGGAAACUGUGGAUUGUGGAUAGAUUGGUUUAAGGCCAGCAAGUCAUAUAAAUUGUUUUUGAAGCAGAACGGACAAUAUUCUUGUAGAAAGGUCUUUGUAUAUUAUAAGAUAGGUAGUCUGAUAGAGGCUGGUUAGCUAUGUAGCCUCUUACUGUUAGGAAAGGAGCAUCAGACGGCUUAAACCAAGGAUAAACCCAUUCCAGAGUCAAUUACAUAGUGGGGCAGUGGCUCCUUUACAAAUCUCCUAGCAGUCAAUGUUUUAUGAGGUAAAAAAUCUUUUCUUCAGUACUUUAAGCAGUAGAGGAAUAUGAAUGCUUGUUAUAUGUAUACUAAAACUGAAUUUUCUUUUAUUUGACAGCUCAUUCUGGUAAAACAUUUAUUUUCCUAGCAGAGUUGUUUAGUAAGACUGAAGUCACAUUUGCUGUGUUUGUGCUCAAAUAUAUUUAAUUUUAUGAUUUCUCAGGAUGACUUUGUUUCUUUGCUCUAGUGUUUUGUUUUUACAUAAAAAGAGUUAGCAGUUUUAUUUUAAAAGCUGGUAGUUUUUUUUUCAAUGUCUUCAAAUAAGAGCACUGUAUAAGUCAAAAUGAUUAAAAUAUCAA